CAAUAGGCGGCAAGUGUGAGUCUUUUAAUGAGGAACUACCAACACGUGUGUUCUUCUCUACGUCUGUUGUUCUUUAAAACAGUUUUUAACAACAUUGACGUCUCAUAAGUUUAUGACGAUUGUUGCAUAUAUUCAUAACUUCGUUUAAAGAUGUAUAUGAGUGAAGAAAUUACCCAGUACGACCCUAACGAGGUAGAAGAGGCCGAAGUAACCCCAGAACUCGAGCUGCCUCCUGUGGUAACACGGACCCGUAGCGGACGCAGAGUGCGAACUCCUGCAGCCCUUCUCGAUUCUGAAGUACCCAGCCUCGUGAAGACUCCCAGUCGCAGAACUAGAAAGUCUGCUAUUCAAAAGUUACCUGAAAACAAGACAGGAAAUCAGAACACGGAACCGAAUACAACCAUUCCAGCCGUAAAACAAAUGAUUGAGUCUCCGACCAUGGUUAAAUCCGAUGGCGUAUCAAAUGAUGCAUGCAACGAGAAGGAAAACGAUGCCCGCACAAUACUAAUGGAAUUAGCUAUCCGGCCGCAAAUUAAAACUGCGAAAAGGACAAACCACUCGGAGUCAAGUGAGAAACGGAACUCGAGUAUACCGCUGGGCAAGCCUAAAUCUGGACGAGUAUGGAAAGAUCGCAACAAGCAAAGGUUCUCUGCAUUGCUGAGAGAUAAGCCACUGCGUUCCUCGUGGGAAAAGAAGAUGGAGGCCAAAAGAGGAAAGGAGAUGGUGAAAAAAUAUUCUCUUCAACUGAAAGAGGACAAGGCCAGAGAAAAGGAGGAUAAGAGGAAAAGGAGGGAAGAUAACUUAAAACGACGUGCAGAGAAUGAGAGGAAGGCAGAGGUUGUUCAAGUGAUCCGAAACACAUCAAAAAUCAAGAGGAUGAAAAAGAAACAACUGAGGAAGAUUGAGAAAAGGGACACGCUGGCCAUGCUGCAGAAGUCAAAACCCAAGACCCCAAAGGCUCCAGAGAAAGUGAUCAGUAAAUAUUGACUUGAGUGGGACGUUGAAGUAUGGUUAAACACACUAUAUUGAUUGUGUGUAUGGGGGGUUGUAAAAUCUAACCAUGGAUAUGUGGGUUAACACAGAUGAUGGUUAGAUGGGAAGUGUACAUUUUAUUGACACUGGAAAUUAACAUCUGAUCAAUUGUGUUCCUAUGUUUUUCAAUAAUAAACAUAUACAUUUCC
Molecule: messenger RNA, 1181 nt
Organism: Osmerus eperlanus (European smelt)
Lineage: Eukaryota; Metazoa; Chordata; Actinopteri; Osmeriformes; Osmeridae
Gene: ccdc86
Product: coiled-coil domain containing 86
Exons: 5
Coding region: 151-987 (278 amino acids)
Cellular component (GO): nucleolus
Source: RefSeq, a predicted model, not a curated record